AUGCGCCGCGUGCGAUAAAAAUAUUAUUACAUUCCAGUCGCUGGUCACCCUAACUUGACGUUUGCGUCAUUGAAAGUAUUCAUGGGUGCAGGCAAAGUUACUAUUAUAAUAUACAAUUUUAAGUUUUUACAAUAAAUGCUUGUAUUUGAAAUGAAAUGGAGGGAUCGAGUACUAAAGAGUCCCUCAACUGUGCCGGGUGCUUGAACAACAUUGGAGAAAAUGACUAUGUGUCAGCACUGGAACAAGAAUGGCAUACAGAUUGCUUCAGGUGCUCAGCAUGUGACUGCCUGCUAUCAACAUGGUACCAUGAGAAGGGUGGGCUGCUGUUCUGCCAGCAGGACUACUGGGCGCGCUUCGGCGAGCCAUGUCACCACUGCCGAAAGGUGAUGACGGGUCCAGUAAUGGCGGCCGGUAUACGUCAUUACCACCCGGAGUGCUUCGCGUGCAACACAUGCGGAACACCCAUCGAUGAUAAGGAGCCCUAUGCUGUUCAGCAGGAGCGGUUGUAUUGCUCCCCGUGCUACGCGCGCUCGGAGGCGGGCGCGCGCGCGCUGCGCGUGGUGCGGGCGCCGGCGCCGGCCGCCAAGCUCAAAGAUACGGAAGGGCGCUGCCGGCACAUGUCGGCCAUGGCGCGCGCCGUGCUGCGCGCCGCGCUCACCGCCUGCAUCCAGCUCACCUGCCAUAGGUUAGAUUCGUCUUGCGGUCUGCUGACCCUCCACAUCGGAGACCGCAUCCUGGAGAUCAACCCGCCGAGACCCAAGGACGAGCCAGAUAAAGUUCCGGACACAGUUAUACAGCUCACCAUAGAACCUCCCGAAACUCCAAUGUGCAACAUACAGACUGACACGGAGCCCUCGUUAGAGGGGGACGGCAAGAAGGAGCGGCUGUUCAAGAGGAAGGGAGACGGCGCGAACAAAAGGGUCAUUAAAAGGAGACAGCCGAGCUCGCCGCUGCUGUGCGACAAGGAGAAGAGUAGCAGCAUGUCGAAGCUGUUGGAUGCUGUUGAAGGCGAUCCAGAACCAACGGGUGUACUAUGUGACCUAUCGAGGGCUCGCUCAUUCCGGGCGGAGCCGCGGGACGUCACGCAGCGAGUUUUUCGUGCUUGCGAUUUAUUACAGGGCGAGCUGCUGGGCUCAGGGUUUUUCGGCGAAGUGUACAAAGUGACGCACCGCGACACCGGCGAGGUGAUGGUGCUCAAGCAGCUGUACCGGCUCGACGAGGGCGCGCAGAGGAACUUCCUCAAGGAGGUGGCGGUGCUGCGCUCCCUGUCGCACCCGAACGUUCUGCGGUUCAUCGGCGUGCUGUACCGCGACAAGAGACUGCAUCUGGUGACCGAGUACGUGGCCGGGGGCACUCUGUACAACCUCAUACAGGAUACUAGUACAGAGUUGUCGUGGACGGAGCGAGUCCGACUAGCCCGGGACGUGGCGGGCGGCGUGGGCUACCUGCACCGCAUGAACGUCAUACACCGGGACUUGAACUCGCACAACUGCCUCGUGCGCGAGGACAAGACAGUGAUCGUGGCGGACUUCGGGCUGGCGCGCAUCGUGCAGCGCACGGCCAGCAGCUCGCUCGAGCGGCACUCCACCUUGCGGAGGAAACGGUAUACGGUGGUGGGCAACCCGUACUGGAUGGCGCCCGAGAUGAUGAACGGGAACGUGUACGAUGAGAAAGUUGAUGUGUUCUCCUUCGGAAUUAUACUUUGCGAGAUAAUCGGGCGUGUAUCAGCUGACCCGGACUUCCUCCCCCGGCGGGCGGACUUCGGGCUCAACGAGCCGUUGUUCCUGGACAAGUUCUGCCGCAGCUGCCCGCCGCCGCUGUCCCGCGUGGCGCUGCUGGCUGCUCACCUCCGCCCCGGCCACAGGUACCCACAACGAGCCGUUGUUCCUGGACAAGUUCUGCCGCAGCUGCCCGCCGCCGCUGUCCCGCGUGGCGCUGCUGGCUGCUCACCUCCGCCCCGGUCACAGGUACCCACAACGAGCCGUUGUUCCUGGACAAGUUCUGCCGCAGCUGCCCGCCGCCGCUGUCCCGCGUGGCGCUGCUGGCUGCUCACCUCCGCCCCGGCCACAGGUACCCACAACGAGCCGUUGUUCCUGGACAAGUUCUGCCGCAGCUGCCCGCCGCCGCUGUCCCGCGUGGCGCUGCUGGCUGCUCACCUCCGCCCCGGUCACAGGUACCCACAACGAGCCGUUGUUCCUGGACAAGUUCUGCCGCAGCUGCCCGCCGCCGCUGUCCCGCGUGGCGCUGCUGGCUGCUCACCUCCGCCCUGGCCACAGGUACCCACAACGAGCCGUUGUUCCUGGACAAGUUCUGCCGCAGCUGCCCGCCGCCGCUGUCCCGCGUGGCGCUGCUGGCUGCUCACCUCCGCCCCGGUCACAGGUACCCACAACGAGCCGUUGUUCCUGGACAAGUUCUGCCGCAGCUGCCCGCCGCCGCUGUCCCGCGUGGCGCUGCUGGCUGCUCACCUCCGCCCCGGUCACAGGUACCCACAACGAGCCGUUGUUCCUGGACAAGUUCUGCCGCAGCUGCCCGCCGCCGCUGUCCCGCGUGGCGCUGCUGGCUGCUCACCUCCGCCCCGGUCACAGGUACCCACAACGAGCCGUUGUUCCUGGACAAGUUCUGCCGCAGCUGCCCGCCGCCGCUGUCCCGCGUGGCGCUGCUGGCUGCUCACCUCCGCCCCGGUCACAGGUACCCACAACGAGCCGUUGUUCCUGGACAAGUUCUGCCGCAGCUGCCCGCCGCCGCUGUCCCGCGUGGCGCUGCUGGCUGCUCACCUCCGCCCCGGUCACAGGUACCCACAACGAGCCGUUGUUCCUGGACAAGUUCUGCCGCAGCUGCCCGCCGCCGCUGUCCCGCGUGGCGCUGCUGGCUGCUCACCUCCGCCCCGGUCACAGGUACCCACAACGAGCCGUUGUUCCUGGACAAGUUCUGCCGCAGCUGCCCGCCGCCGCUGUCCCGCGUGGCGCUGCUGGCUGCUCACCUCCGCCCCGGUCACAGGUACCCACAACGAGCCGUUGUUCCUGGACAAGUUCUGCCGCAGCUGCCCGCCGCCGCUGUCCCGCGUGGCGCUGCUGGCUGCUCACCUCCGCCCCGCUGCCCGCCGCCGCUGUCCCGCGUGGCGCUGCUGGCUGCUCACCUCCGCCCCGGUCACAGGUACCCACAACGAGCCGUUGUUCCUGGACAAGUUCUGCCGCAGCUGCCCGCCGCCGCUGUCCCGCGUGGCGCUGCUGGCUGCUCACCUCCGCCCCGGACACAGAUGGGAAAUUGUGCAGCACAAGCUCGCCUGCUGGCCGACAUCGCGCAGUACGCGGCCGGCGGAGCCCCCAGCGCCGAGCUGCCGGGGCUGCACGAGGUGCUCAAGGUACCCUACCUCCUCAUUGUGCAGCACCAGCUCGCCUGCUGGCCGACAUCGCGCAGUACGCGGCCGGCGGAGCCCCCAGCGCCGAGCUGCCGGGGCUGCACGAGGUGCUCAAGGUACCCUACCUCCUCAUUGUGCAGCACCAGCUCGCCUGCUGGCCGACAUCGCGCAGUACGCGGCCGGCGGAGCCCCCAGCGCCGAGCUGCCGGGGCUGCACGAGGUGCUCAAGGUACCCUACCUCCUCAUUGUGCAGCACCAGCUCGCCUGCUGGCCGACAUCGCGCAGUACGCGGCCGGCGGAGCCCCCAGCGCCGAGCUGCCGGGGCUGCACGAGGUGCUCAAGGUACCCUACCUCCUCAUUGUGCAGCACCAGCUCGCCUGCUGGCCGACAUCGCGCAGUACGCGGCCGGCGGAGCCCCCAGCGCCGAGCUGCCGGGGCUGCACGAGGUGCUCAAGGUACCCUACCUCCUCAUUGUGCAGCACCAGCUCGCCUGCUGGCCGACAUCGCGCAGUACGCGGCCGGCGGAGCCCCCAGCGCCGAGCUGCCGGGGCUGCACGAGGUGCUCAAGUCCCCAUCGACAGUGACCAUCACUUCGACCCCCUCGAACCCCGGGCGCGCGCUGGGCAAGUGCGUGUCCGCGUCGCACAUCGGCGCGCCGCGCGUCGUCACCGUCACCAACCUGAGCCGCAGCCACAACACGCUGCACACGCCGGGCUACAUACUGAGACAGCGACCGGGCAACAUUGACAUCACCAAGGUACUACUCCGUCCACAUGACCAUCACGUCGCCCCCGGGCACGUGCGUAUCCGCGUCGUCACCGUCACCAACCUGAGCCGCAGCCACAACACGCUGCACACGCCGGGCUACAUACUGAGACAGCGACCGGGCAACAUUGACAUCACCAAGGUACUACUCCGUCCACACGACCGGGCAACAUUGACAUCACCAAGGUACUACUCCGUCCACAGUGACCAUCACGUCGCCCCCGGGCACGUGCGUGUCCGCGUCGUCACCGUCACCAACCUGAGCCGCAGCCACAACACGCUGCACACGCCGGGCUACAUACUGAGACAGCGACCGGGCAACAUUGACAUCACCAAGGUGGACGACAUCUCGCAGUGGCUGGACCCGCGGCCGCGCGCGGCGGGCAGCACGCCGGCCUUCCUGCGCAACCAGUCCGUGGAGGGGCUGGAGACGCGCGCCGAGCGCGAGCCCCCGCUGCCCUUCUGCCGGCACCACAGCAUCCCGGACCACUGCCAGGCUGACGGGCCGCUCAACGAUGAUGACUCCGACUCUUCGGAUGACGAUCUUGAGGAUAUUACGGAUUGGCACAGAAACGUCUCAACCGUCGGCACGUCGUUCAAAAAGCCCGAAAAAAUGGAAGUCGACCAACCCAAAAACCUCCUAUCAGGCAUCGUGAAGAAAGGUGAAAAUCUACUUAAGAAGAACAGCUACGAUGUCACCAACGUCACCCUGAGGAACCCGGACGAAAGGAAAAUACCUGAAGUUGAUUGUAGGAGAUUUAAUAUAGACUAUUUGAAUAAAAGUCCAGUUAUGGCUGUAGCUGUUAAAAACAUUCAAAAAGAAACGAAACCUGUUGAAAAAACUGGAUUUUUCACGAAGAAAUUACUGUCGCCUAAGUUUAGUAGGUUAUUCAAACCGAACACGGCGGAGGUGGUGCGGAGUAAGACAGAGAUGGAUGAGAAGGAGGAAAAGAGUCGGAGCAAGUUCUUUAUUCAGAGGCCGGCGUCGCCGAGCAACUUGUAUAGAGGGCAUCGCGUACGGCCUGUUGAGGAUAGCAAGGACAAAAAGGAGAACCACAUACUAAAGAGCGACCUAAAACUAGCAAGCCUGGGCAAGCCGAUGACGCCGACAUUCCGGCGCCACGCGCUGUCGGAGCGGCCCGACUUCGCCGACGGCCGCUUCAGCUGCCGCGACCGCAAGCCCCGAGACGACAAGUUC
Molecule: messenger RNA, 5321 nt
Organism: Cydia pomonella (codling moth)
Lineage: Eukaryota; Metazoa; Arthropoda; Insecta; Lepidoptera; Tortricidae
Gene: LIMK1
Exons: 23
Biological process (GO): protein phosphorylation; actin cytoskeleton organization
Cellular component (GO): nucleus; cytoplasm
Molecular function (GO): protein serine/threonine kinase activity; ATP binding
Source: RefSeq, a predicted model, not a curated record